Messenger RNA from Dictyostelium discoideum AX4, 4305 nucleotides. RefSeq lists its product as hypothetical. The transcript has 2 exons. The record is from RefSeq and is a predicted model, not a curated record. Bases 1 to 4305 code for a protein of 1434 amino acids. Lineage: Eukaryota; Evosea; Eumycetozoa; Dictyosteliales; Dictyosteliaceae.
AUGAAUUUAAUACUUUUUCACCAAAACACAAAUAAAUUUCCUGAUAAUUCGGUCAACAAAGAAGAAAACAAUUUUAAUAAUAAUAAUAAUAAAAGUGAAAACAUCAAUAAUAAUGAUAUAGAAAAAGAUAAAUAUAUGGAUGAAUCAGAUUUAAAUUAUUUUGAGAAUGAAAAUGAAAAACUAAAAAAACAAACUCAACAAGAUACUUUUUCAUUGCCAACUCCCAUUGAAAAUAAUAAUAAUAAUAAUAAUAAUAAUAAUAAUAAUAAUAAUAAUAGUAAUAACAAUAAUAAAAACUUAACACCAACUAAAACAACAACGACAACAACUACAACUACAACAACAACAAACAAUAAUGAAAAACUUUGGAAACCAAAGAAUAAAACACCAUGGAUUGGAGCAAAAAUAACAACAAUAAAUUCAUUUGAAUUUUAUAAUGGUUUAAAAUUUGAAGGAAUCGAGUAUUAUACAGAUUUAACUGUAAUGUUAAAUAAAUUCUCUGAUAAAGAUACAAAAGUUUCUUCAUCAUCAAUUUAUAAGAUAUCAUCAUUUUUUGAGAAUAGAAUUAAUGGAAUAUCUUAUGUGGAAUUAAUUAAAAUUUAUAGACCAGAAGAGACUCCAAAUGGUAGAAAACCAUUUCAUAGUCAAAAAGAAUUAAUACCAAGUAAAGAUACAGAUAUAAUGAAAGUUGAAAAUAUUAAAAGAUUAGUUCAUUGUACCGUUCAACCAAUCUCUGAAUAUAAAAAGAGAUUACAAUUCCCAAUGAAUGCAUUUUGUUGUCAAGACCAAUAUAUAGAUGUUUUAAUGAACCAUAAAGCAAAAUAUAGAUUAUUAUAUGAUACCAUUGUAUUGGAGAAAGGUAAUAGUACAGGUUCUUUAAAAAAUCAAGAAAGUGAUAACUCUCAAAAUAAUAAUAAUAGUGAUGACUGUGAUGAUGGUGAAGAUGAUGAUGAUGAUGACCGUGAUGAUGGUGAUGUCGAUGAUUAUCAAAAUAUAAAUGAUAAUAUAAAUGAAAAUAUAAAUCAAAUUGUAAAUAUAAAUAUAAAUAAAACUAAAAAAGAAAAAGAAAAAGAAAAAGAAAAUGAAAAUGAAAUUGAAAAUGAAUAUAGUGGAUUUAAAAAAUUUAAUAAUAAUACCAGUUUUGAUAAAUCAGUUGAAAGAAAAGAAAAGAAGCAGAAGAAAGAUACGACAAUAAUUGAAGAUGAUGAUGAUGAUGAAGAACCAGUGGUUAUAGCUACUUCACCCAAAAAAAGAAAAGAAGCUGAAAAAAUCUAUGAAAAUGUAUUUGAUAUACCAAGUAGUAGUAGUAGACAUAGUCAUAAUAGUUACAGAAAAGAAUAUUCAUCUUCAUCAUCUUCAUUUUCAUCUUCAACAUUUAACAGUAAAAGUACACAAUAUAAACCAACAUCAGAAGAACAUAAGAAAACAAUUGAUAGAUUAAAUAAAUUGGUUGAAAAUAGUACUCAAGCAAUUGAAAUGGAUCUUAAUAAUCAUAAUUCAAAUGGUGUAGGUGAAGCAAUUAAAAAAUUAUUAGAAGAAAAAGAAAGAAAAAAAUCAAGAAGAUUACAUAAAAUUGAAAUUAGUGAUGAUGAUGAUGAUGAUGAUGAUGAUGAUGAUGAUGACGAAAAAGGUGAUGAAGAAGAACAAAAAGAAAAUAAUAAUAAUAAUAAUAAUAAUAAUAAUAAUAAUAAUAAUAAUAAUAAUAAUAAUAAUAAAAAGAAAAAGAAAAGUAGUAGUAAUAGUAAUGGUAGCAAAAAUAAUAGUAACAAUAAUAGUAAAAAUAAUUCAUUUAAUUUGGAUUUUGAUGAAGAUGAAGAUGAAGAAAAAGCUAAACCAUUUAAUAUUUAUAGUCAAGAAGAAAGUAAUAGUCAAAAAUAUUUUAAAAGUAGUCAAGAUUUUAAUUCAAUCAUUGCAACUUUUGGUGAUUCAAAUGAUGGUGAUGUUAGUAGUUUCAAUAUUAAUAUAACUAUUGGUAGUACUAAUAACAAUAACAAUAACAAUAACAAUAGCAAUAAUAAUAAUGGUAACGGAUAUCAAAUUGAUGGUGAGGAAAGUAGUGGUAUAGGUUUAAAUAAUGAUGAUGAAGAUAGAUAUAAUGAAACAAUGGCAAUACUUUUAGAGGAUAAAAAAAAUAGAGAAAAUAAAAUACUUGAUAAUAAAAAUGGUGAUGAUUUUUAUGAAUAUCAUUCAUCUAAAUUUAUAAAUUUAGAUUCAAAAAGAUAUGAUAAUAAUAAUAAUUUAAAGAUAACAAACUUUUUUCAACCUGUGAAAACACCACCUAAAAAACAACAACAAACACAACAACAUCAAACACAACAACAUCAAACACAACAACAACAACAACAACAACAACAACAACAACAACAACAACAACAACAAGGUUUAAUGUCAACAGAUGAUUCAGAAAGAAUUAAAAAGAAUAGACAAUGGGAAGAUUUUACAAAAAAUAGUCCAAAGAAAAGAGUUUUACAAUUUGAAAAUGUUUCACCAACACACCAACCAUCAAAAACAUUUGAUCCUGAAGUUAGAGCUCAUUUAUUCUCUUUGGUUAAAAAUAAUAAUAAUAGAAUUGACAAUUAUUUCGAUAAAACAUCAACCAAAAUAACAUCGCCAAAUAAAAUAAAUAGUGAUUUUGUUACAGAUGUUGAUUUAGAUAAUGAUAUUGAUGUUCAACCACAUAGAGCCAUUGUAAAUAUAGAUAAUGAUUUAACUUUAAUACCAAAUAAAAAUGAAAAAUCACCAAAUAAAAAUCGUAGAAAUAAUAGUGAUAGUAGUAGUGGUGGUAGUAGUGGUGAUGAAAGAAAAAGAAAAGCAAAACUAAAGUUUGCUGAUAAAAGUGGUGUUAUAAUAUCAGAUAAUGAAGAUAGUGAUACCAAUAACAAACCUAACCAUAAGCCAUAUAAAAGAUUAAGACAAACAACAUUAACAUCAACUAUUAAAAAAGUUAAACCAACAAAACCAUCAUCAUCUUUACAUAUUGGUAAAAGUAAUAUUUUAAGUGAUAGUGAUGAUGAAGAAAUUGUAAUGAAGAAACCAAGAAGAGUUUCAACACCAAGAAAGAAGAGAACUAGAGGUCAAUUCUUUAUGGAUAGAGAUAAAAGUGAUGAGGAAAGAGGUGAUGAUACCUAUCAAAUUGAUGAUUUUGUAGUUGAGAAUGGUUCAGAUGUUGAUGGUUCAAGUGAAGAAGAGGAAUUAAAAAGAAAAUCGAGAAGAAGAGAUAGAAAAAUAAUAAUAAAUGAUGAAAAGGAUAAUGAGGAGGGAGAAGAAGAAGAAGAAGAGGAAGAAGUUUCAAUUCUUUAUGAACCUAAAAUUAAAGAAAGAGAAAAAAUUAAAGAAGGACCAAUUGAUAUUGAUACAAAUGAACCAAUUUAUUAUACUCCACAAUCUGGUUCAACUAAAAGAUCAUCAAGUAUUUUAGAUUAUUUCAAAAGAGAUGAUAAAGAUUAUCAUGAUCAUGAUGAUAAUAAACCAACCACUACAACUACAACAACAUCAUCAUCAUUAUUAUCACCAUCAUCAUUUGAUGAGGAUGAUUUUGAAAAUAAGAAAAAAAUGAAAGAAUUUCAAAAACAACAACAAAUGAAACAACAACAAACUCAUCAAGAUCCAAAUUUUAUUAAAGAAAAAGUAUUAAAAGAGUUUUCUAAAAAGUUUACCAUUAAAGAAUCAUUUUCAAUCUUUAUUCAAUAUGUAAUUAGUUGUAUUGUUGAUGAAGAGUUUUCAAGAGCAGUGAUUGAAGAUAAGGAUGAAUAUUUCUUGGAUGCAAUUAAUAGAGUUAAAAGUUUUAUCGUUAGUAAAAAGGAAGCAUUGGUAUUGGGUAAUAUGUGGCAUGAUGAAUAUUUACAUGAUAUCACACAUAGACCAUUUCUUCAUUCUGCCGAAGUUUCAGAAUAUGAUUAUGAAGGUAGAAAAUGUAAAUCAUGUAAUAAAGCCAAACAUAAUGUUACCAUCAUUAUCUAUUUCUCUGGUAGAUCCUAUGAUGUCGAUGAUUUUUGGAGUGGUUAUUUUGAAAAUCCAAAACGUUUAAAAGGUACCACCAAAGAUGAACCAAAAUCAAUCGAAUAUGAAUUGGGUUCAUUCUGUUUCAAACGUUCACAACUUUUUCAUCAACUCCAUCAUUUUCCUUAUAAAUUCUUUAGAGAUGUUAAACAAGAUGUUAGAGAUUUACAACAACUUCAUUCGGAUUGGACAAAUCAAGAUAUUCUUUUUCAUAUGACCUCUCCAGAUAAUAGUUAUGUUUCAAGCUAUUUUAACUUUUUAGAAAAUUUAUUGGAUUGUGUUGAUAGUUUUUCAAAAUUAAAUUGA